AUGGCCCUUGGUUACUGCAAAACUCUGCUCCAUAUAAAGCGUAGUCUCUUCCCAAAUUGUCAAGGCAGUCUCUCUAUGGAAAUUCUUAUGGCUAGCACCAGUCCCAGUGCCGCCACUGUUAGCCUGAAGCUGAUGAUAGACCCAAAAUCCAACAGGCUUUUGUUUGCGGAAGCAGGCAAAGAUUUCGUUGAUUUUCUCUUCUACAUCAUGUCAUUACCUGUCGGCACUGUGACAAGGCUACUCGGUAAACAAGCAACGGUGGGGUGCAUCGGAAACAUUUACGGCAGCAUCGAAAAUUUGGACGAUUCCUACUUUCUGUCAGCCCCAGAAAAGGAUAUGCUUUUGAGGCCAAUGUUGACAAACUAUGCUGCAAAUGUAGCCUUCUUGCUGCCAAGCAUGCAAUCCUCAACACACACGAAUCUCUACAAGUGUGCCAGCCGCCGUUGCAUGAAUGUGACAUUUGAAUAUAAUUCCCGCUGUCUUUCCAACAGUACUCAUGGUAGUAUGUACCAAAAACUAACGUUUGUGAACCCGACAAACGGAGUUCCGUACUCAGGUGGCGAUGCCGAUGGAGGUUUUGUCAAGGGAGGAGUAGCUUACAUGAUAAUGGAUGAUCUGACAGUCACGUCUGUGUCUGGUACAACGAUUAUCACUUUGCUCAAAGAGUUCAACGUUAAGGAUGUGAGUGAUCUUGAAGAGAAAGUCAUUGCUGUAGGAGUUAACGAGGGAGUGGAAUUGCUUAAGGCAUCGAUGCAGACCAAGACUGUGCUUUCUUCUGUUUUCCUUGUGAAGAAGGAAUCAUCUGUGAAGUCUGAACCACUUCAUUGA
Molecule: messenger RNA, 828 nt
Organism: Hibiscus syriacus
Lineage: Eukaryota; Viridiplantae; Streptophyta; Magnoliopsida; Malvales; Malvaceae
Exons: 2
Coding region: 1-828 (275 amino acids)
Source: RefSeq, a predicted model, not a curated record